AUGUCUACUAGCGAUACCGACGACGACUUAUACUGCGAGCCAGUACCUGACUCAGCGCCCACAAGCGUCCUCCACGAUGUACCAUGUACGGUUGAAGGGGCGACCAGCAAAUCGAACCCUUCGAGUCCAGCGCUGAAGGACCUCUCUCCACCUCCGUCUUUCCGCAUGUCCGAUGAAUGGGCCGCGAUCGAUAAAGAAUACACCUUUUACGAAGCCCGUCAACUCGAUAAGGACAGGGACCGCUUAGAAAAAGAGAUCAGCUGGCGGGAGAAGCAUUUCAGGCGCUUGGCAAACAUGUGCGCACAGCAAGUACCUGUCCGUUUUGCCCGGCCGAUGCCGACCGGACUUGUCUCUCAACUUGUGCAACACCCAGAACUCCUCUUGCGGUAUUUUCAGAACGAAAGGCGGAUUGCUUGGGCGAACCGGGUUUGCGAAUGGCAGGUUCAACAAAUGGACCUCGGAAUCGUCGGGACCUUCAACUUCUACACGAAAGACCAGCUGCUUCGGCGCGCGGUCAUGCGUAAUCAACGCCUGAAGCACGAGCCUAUCGUCAAGCAGCUUUUCGCUCACAUUUCGAAGUGUCUGUAUGCUUUAGUCGAACAAGGUCAAGAUUUGACGGACGAUGAGCCGCUAACUCUGCUUGACGAAAUGCUCGUAGCGGAGAUAAUUGACGGGAACGCGGACCUCCGUCACGAAUACAGGGAAUCGAGAGAUUUUGAACAGGAGGUUGCUGGUCAUCGGUUCCAUGGAAGACGCAAAUACACAGUGUCCCUAGUGAAGCGGAUAAGACGUCUGCUUAAGCCAUCGGGAACCCUCUCAGGACAGAAUAGGUAUGGGGGUGUUGAGGGAGUCAAUGGUCCGCGCAGUGUUGUCGCGCUUUUGUCAUUGUUCGUCUUCCUGCUGUCCAGGCCAGCGCUCUUUUGUAACUAG
Messenger RNA from Didymosphaeria variabile, 930 nucleotides. RefSeq lists its product as uncharacterized. The transcript has 2 exons. Bases 1 to 930 code for a protein of 309 amino acids. Lineage: Eukaryota; Fungi; Ascomycota; Dothideomycetes; Pleosporales; Didymosphaeriaceae. The record is from RefSeq and is a predicted model, not a curated record.